AUGCCACGACCAAAAUCAAAGACUAAGAGCGAGGAUCUUGCGCGAAUUCGCCAAAAUCAACGUCGCUCACGGGCACGUCGACAAGAGUACAUCCGGAGCCUGGAAACACUGGUGAAGGAAUACGAGAGUACGCGCACUACGGAGAAUCUGCUUCACCUAUCUAUAUUGCGGAACCUACAAUUUGAGAAUGAUUUGCUCAAGCUACGGCUUGUGGCCUUGGGUGGUGCCUCCGACUUUGCGAUGCCGGGUCUCGAAUUUCCGUCUACGGUUCCACAAGAGGUCACGAAGGUCUUUUCGAGCGAACUGUCCGUACCGCAGCCCUUGAUGUCGCCCAACUUAUCCCCUGGGGAGGUGACACAGGUUGGUCAAGACUCGAGUAUGCUGGAGGAUAUUGUGACCUUGGGAACCGAUCCUCAACCAGAACGACAGAUCUGCUCACACGAGCUUUGA
Messenger RNA from Aspergillus ibericus CBS 121593, 450 nucleotides. Its product is annotated as bZIP transcription factor. Lineage: Eukaryota; Fungi; Ascomycota; Eurotiomycetes; Eurotiales; Aspergillaceae. The transcript has 4 exons. Gene Ontology annotation, biological process: regulation of DNA-templated transcription. Bases 1 to 450 code for a protein of 149 amino acids. The record is from RefSeq and is a predicted model, not a curated record. Gene Ontology annotation, molecular function: DNA-binding transcription factor activity.